GCGCGUGUAUGUAUAGUUGCAGCCUCGCGCCUCCGGUCUGUGUGCUCGUUCGGUUUUAGCCGGAUCCCACAUUUCGCUACGUUAGCAUACAGUAGCUAACACACAAGAUGUCGAGGGUGUAUAUUGGAAGACUGAGCUACAGGGCCCGAGAAAAGGACGUGGAGAGGUUUUUCAAAGGCUACGGGAAGAUACUCGAGGUCGACCUGAAAAACGGGUAUGGGUUUGUUGAAUUUGAUGACCCCCGUGAUGCAGAUGAUGCUGUUUAUGACUUAAACGGCAAGGAGUUGUGUGGUGAAAGAGUCAUUGUGGAGCACACCAAGGGACCCCGUCGGGAUGGAGGUUAUGGUGGUGGUGGUGGUGGUGGCGGAGGUAGUAGUAGUGGUGGCGGCGGCGGCAGAGGAGGAGGAGGCGGAGGAGGAGGAGGCGGCGGCGAUAGAGGAGGAGGAGGAGGAGGAGGUGGUGACAGAUAUGGUCCACCCAUAAGGACAGAUUAUCGGCUCAUUGUUGAGAAUCUUUCCAGUCGCUGCAGCUGGCAGGAUUUGAAGGACUACAUGAGACAGGCAGGGGAGGUGACUUAUGCCGACACCCACAAGGGCCGCAGGAACGAGGGGGUGAUAGAGUUCAGGCUCUACUCCGACAUGAAGAGGGCUUUGGAGAAGCUCGACGGCACCGAAGUGAAUGGAAGGAAGAUCCGUCUGAUCGAGGACCGCCCUGGAGCCAGACGCAAGCGCUCUUAUUCUCGCAGUCGCAGCCACUCCAGGUCCCGCUCCAGGAGCCGCAGGUCUCGUAAGAGCCGCAGCCGCAGCGAGAGCAGCAGCCGCAGCCGUUCCCACUCCAGGUGAGGAUCAAACCUAUCAGAGAGG
This is a messenger RNA of Notothenia coriiceps (black rockcod), 863 nucleotides long. RefSeq names its product serine/arginine-rich splicing factor 4-like. Gene Ontology annotation, cellular component: cytoplasm; nucleus. The record is from RefSeq and is a predicted model, not a curated record. The coding region runs from base 108 to 842 and encodes 244 amino acids. The transcript has 5 exons. Lineage: Eukaryota; Metazoa; Chordata; Actinopteri; Perciformes; Nototheniidae. Gene Ontology annotation, molecular function: mRNA binding.